Messenger RNA from Symbiodinium sp. CCMP2592, 1341 nucleotides. Lineage: Eukaryota; Dinophyceae; Suessiales; Symbiodiniaceae. The record is from the annotation of a GenBank genome assembly.
AUGCCGCCGCCGAUGACACGCCAUCGCCGCUGGGUCCGGCAGCAGCUGGAGACGUGGGAGAACUGGCCCGACAGCGUUCACCUCGUCUUCGUGCGGAAGCUCGUCGAGGAACUCUCGGAGCAGUUGGAUGUGGCCCAGGAUGAUUCAUCCCGGCACUGCAACGCGGAGCGGCCCCUGGCAGAGAACUGUGCUGCCCAGGAGACCGUGGUGGUAAAGGAUGGCGAACCCGCAAUUGAUGCUCCGCUCUUCCUGCCUUGUGGUACUGCAGGGCAUUUCAAUUCAGAGCGGCCCCUGGCAGAGAACUGUGCUGCCCAGGAGCCAUCGUUGUGGCUUUCGAUCCCUCAAGAGCAGAGCGCAGACAGCGGCGAUCUGCAUGAGGGCUGCCCCGUCGCUGCAUCGACACCCCGUGCGGGCACCACAGAGAGCCAGGAACCGAACCCUCAGACCCGCCCGGGCAGAAAAAGCAGCGGCGGCGACAGUGAAGCCAGCACGAGACUGCCCGACGGCAACAGCAGCGAUUCAGACAUCGACGAAGAGUGGUCCGGGGAGGAAUUCGCCCCUCACGACCUCCUUAUGACAAAUCUGUUGCCGUUCUUGAGCGUGCAGGAGCUGCGCAACUGGCGCGUACUCUCGCGGCUUACGCGGAGCCCCAAGGCCUUGACAGCGCACGUGGCUGAGGUGGGCAGCAUGGACAGGCCAGAACAGAUUGUCGCUUUCGUGCAGCAGAUGGAUCUGGUCGGAAGUAACCCGGAUACACUCUUCGCCGAUGUCUUCCAGGGCGAUGCGGAGCAGCAGAAGAUGUACGAGUGUCGGUGGUGGUCUACGGCCUUGGCAUCCAAGAGAAAAACCAAUUUCGCAGAAAGCCACGCUAAGCGCAUUGUUCGCAAGAACCUCCGAAGUCUGCUUCGGCACUGCCGGAGUUCGGAUGUGGCCGUUGCUGAUGCUGCCAUGCUCCUUGUAAUGAACCAUGCUGUUGAGGCCCUCCCUUUUGUGCAGGGACCUAUUGCAGAAACCAUGCUCGGCAUGACGGAAGAACUUGUGGAGUCCAGCAUUUCCGUCAACAAGGACAAACUACUUUUUUGUGGCACGAUUCUUGGGCUUGUACUGCGGGUGCUGAGCAAGCCUCAGCGUCAGAGGUGGGUGUCCCUUCUUGUCGAACUGCUGAUGGACGAGGACUUUCCCAAACAGCCAGUGAUCUGGCGGUUGAGGCUGCUCUGGCUUGCUGAUGAUGACCCCUUGCGAACCUACGCGGCGGUACGCCAGCAGCUGCGGCUUUAUGCGAAGUCCGCCUCGAAGUGGGAGACUGAUGUUAAGCUUCUCACCGACUGCAGCUGCUGCUGA